AUGAACAAAUUGAAGUACGACUGCGAUGUGGAGAAAUACGCUGUGAAACACGCUGCUAAAUGUGUCUUCCAGCACUCAAAUACUAAAGAUCUUGGAGAAAACGUCUACAUGCGCGGCUCGGCGUACGACCCAGUAAAAGCUGCCGAAGAUGCUUCAAGAUCAUGGUUUGGGGAGCUUGCACAACACGGAGUUGGCAAAGACCUCACCUUCAGCAUGAAACUCUUCAACAAUAAAGUUGGACACUACACACAGAUGGUCUGGCAGUCUACAAAAGUCAUUGGUUGCGCCGUUCAAACCUGCCCCAGAAUGACCUUAGCAGUCUGCAAUUAUAAAAAAGCAGGAAAUAUGCUUAAUGCCAAAAUCUACGAAACAGGUGCACCAUGUUCGAAAUGCCCGGGAGGAUGCUCUGAAGGUCUAUGCGUCGUUUAA
Messenger RNA from Cylicocyclus nassatus, 429 nucleotides. The record is from the annotation of a GenBank genome assembly. Lineage: Eukaryota; Metazoa; Nematoda; Chromadorea; Rhabditida; Strongylidae.